CCGACUUUCUGCAGUCGCCCCGCGCGUUUCCGGUUCCGCCACAGCCGAGACGGCUCGGUGUUCCCGGAGUGGCGGCGUCUUUGUCCAGCUCUCUGCACUAUGUCCGGUGGCCUCCUGAAGGCGCUGCGCAGCGACUCCUACGUGGAACUGAGCCAGUACCGGGACCAGCACUUCCGGGGUGACAAUGAAGAACAGGAAAAAUUACUGAAGAAAAGCUGUACGUUAUAUGUUGGAAAUCUUUCCUUUUAUAUAACCGAAGAAUAAAUCUAUGAACUCUUCAGCAAAAGUGGUGACAUAAAGAAAAUCAUUAUGGGCCUGGAUAAAAUGAAGAAAACAGCAUGUGGUUUCUGCUUUGUGGAAUACUAUUCAAGAGCAGAUGCAGAAAAUGCUAUGCGGUACAUAAAUGGAACUCGUCUAGAUGACCGACUCAUUCGCACAGACUGGGAUGCAGGCUUUAAAGAGGGCAGGCAGUACGGCCGUGGACGGUCGGGUGGCCAGGUACGAGAUGAGUAUCGGCAGGACUAUGAUGCUGGGAGAGGGGGCUAUGGAAAACUGGCCCAAAACCAGUGAGUGGUGAGAAACCCAUCAUGAAAAACUCACUCCUUUGGCCUGCUGUAUUUGACAUACAUUACUCAAAGUCUGCAAACCCGCCCGUUUUUACCAAGCUUUGAUCAAUGUCUGAGCCGGAGGCCUCUUCGUGGUUUUCCUCUGAAAAUUAUUAAAGGACAGAAUCCAAAAGAAUGCCUUUAAUGUCUUAGAAUAUUGGCCAUGUGGCAAGUUACCAGAAUGAUUUUCUUACCAGGUCAAAAACUGUUCCUUGGCAACAGAUUUGAUUUAUAAUGUUGAUCAGCCCAAAACACCAUACUUCUUUUAGAAAGACUGGAAAAAUUUGUUUACCAUGUUUGCAUCUAAGUAGGCUCAUGGUUUACAUUGGGGCCUGGAAUUAUUUUUUAAAUUCUAAAUUUUCAUGAGAUAAAGUUUAAUGAACAGAGUUUUGCUAUGUUUUAUAGCUUUGCUCUACGUUAGGAACAGGUAUUUCACAACUGAGUUUGUUUCUAUGUUGAAUUCUAAUCUCUAAAGGCAAACUUAGGAGUCAAGAGAAUGUCCUAAAUAGUUGGUGCAAAAGCAAGCCUUCGUCCCAGGGUAUACAGUCUGCUUACAUGAUAUCAGGAAAUUAGGUACAGAACUUAAAGGGGAUCUACCAAACACAUUUUUCAAAAGAUGUGUUUUUCCUAAAGCUGAAAAAAAGCAAGGGUUUAUACUGCAGAGAAUCCCAAAGAAUCUAAGGGAAAUGGGAUGAAAUAUCAGGGGUCACAAGUUAAAACAUUGCUGUGAGGGCCAUUGCAUGUAUUUUCAUUUUUAGUGAUCUUGGGAAUGGAGUGGGUUUAAGAAGAGCUCAAAAAUCGAAAGAAUGCCUAACAAAAAAUGAUCAGAAAUGCUUCCCUCAGGAAAUGUGUUUUGGCCAGUUCUCAUGUGGAAGUCUGUCUUGUUUUUUCCCUAAUUGUGCUGAGUUUCAGAGCCUCGAUAGUGAAUUGAUGGUCUCUACAGAGAGGGGAGUCUAGAGUAUUUUGCAUUUGUAAGGAAAGAGGUGAUUCCUCUACUAUUGUAUAUGAACAACUGCUCAUUUAAAACGGCUAAACUAUAUAAUUUUCCCUGAUAUAAGUGAAUUUUUUUCAUCUAGGAACAGAGUAUCUCCAAACUUCCCAUAGUUUAUGAACCUUAGGGCUAAGGCAUAUCAAAUGUGAACAUCAUUGACACUACAGUAAGUUGUAGAUUUUCUCAUUAAAUUGAAACUGGUUAUUUGAAUUUUUUUAAAGAGCUACAACUACUUUUAAGUUCUUAGGAAAGAAACCAUUUGCAAAUAUUUAAUUUCAUGAGGACAUACUAUUCAUUUUUUAAAUUUCUUUUUACACUAUAGUUUGAAUUAAUGUAUUUUAUAUUCUUUUGUAGUAAAACAUAACUCAGAUUUCUACAGGCCUUAAAACCACAGACUGUGGUUCUGUUUGAAUUUUGUCUUCUGUAACAAAUUUCAAUAAAGUUGGACCAACUUUA
Pteropus alecto (black flying fox) is the source of this 2052-nucleotide messenger RNA. RefSeq names its product nuclear cap binding protein subunit 2 (gene NCBP2). The record is from RefSeq and is a predicted model, not a curated record. Lineage: Eukaryota; Metazoa; Chordata; Mammalia; Chiroptera; Pteropodidae. Gene Ontology annotation, cellular component: nuclear cap binding complex. Gene Ontology annotation, biological process: mRNA cis splicing, via spliceosome. The transcript has 4 exons. Gene Ontology annotation, molecular function: RNA cap binding.